AUCGAACUGGCAACACUGCGCGAUCUGCCAAGUGCCAACGUCUCCGGCGAUGAUGGUACAGUCAACUAGAAACAUGACUUCCUCAAGAAAAUUAGUGAAUGUAUUCGUUUUAUCAACAUUAGUAACAUUAUUCGCCAGUGUUCAAGCUGGUGGAAAUACAUUGGUAUUAUUGGAUAACUUAGCUAUCAAGGAAACUCACUCCGUUUUCUUCAAAUCCCUGCAAGAAAGGGGAUAUGUCCUCACCUUCAAGUCAGCUGACGAUGCCAGCUUAUCCCUCACGAAGUAUGGAGAAUAUCUGUAUGAGCAUCUCAUAUUGUUUGCCCCUUCUGUUGAUGAGUUUGGUGGCUCCUUAAGCGUUGAUGCCAUCACUGAAUUUGUUGAUGGGGGUGGUAACCUGCUUGUUGCUGCCAGCCCGAGCACAAGUGACCUGAUUCGAGAAAUCGCAUCUGAGUGUGGUUUUGAAGUUGAUGAUGACGGAGCUGCUGUGAUUGAUCAUCUGAAUUACGAUGUCAAGGACGCUGGGAAGCACACACUUAUUGUUGCCAACCCAGCAAACCUUAUUGAUGCACCUGUCAUUGUUGGUCCAAAAACCUCUUCACCCCUGCUGUAUCAAGGAACAGGCUUGGUUGUUGAUCGGGAGAACCCUCUAGUGCUGACUUUGUUGUCUGCUGACAGCUCAGCAUACAGCUACAAUCCAGACAGUGCUAUUGAUGAGUACCCUCAUGCUGUUGGCAAAAAUACUGCUCUGAUUGCUGCCCUUCAAGCCCGGAACAAUGCCCGUGUGGUGUUCUCUGGCUCUCUCUACUUUUUCUCUGAUGAAGCUUUUGCAUCACCUGUGCAGAGGGCUCUGGAUAACAAGAAACACCAGCUGUCUGGGAAUCUCCAAGUUGCAACUGCUAUCAGCCGCUGGCUGUUAAGGGAAAGUGGUGUUCUGCGCGUGAAGUCUGUGAAGCAUCACAAAAAGGGUGAAACUAGUCCUCCUUCCAGUUAUACUAUCAUGGACACUGUAGUGUAUUCCAUUGGCAUUGAUCAGUACGAUGGAACCAAGUGGGUGCCAUUUAAGGCAAAUGAUGUGCAAUUGGAAUUUGUUCGAAUUGACCCAUUUGUUAGGACAACUUUGAAGUACCAACAAUCUUCUGGCCUGUAUGAAGUGAGCUUCAAAAUUCCUGAUGUGUAUGGUGUUUAUCAAUUUAAGGUUGAAUACAACCGCAUUGGAUACACGAGAUUAUUCAGCACAACUCAGGUAUCUGUUCGUCCUCUGGAGCACACUCAGUAUGAGCGCUUUAUUUUAAGUGCUUACCCCUAUUAUACUAGUGCAUUUAGUAUGAUGCUUGGUGUUGUUCUCCUUAGUGUUGUGUACCUUCAUUACAAGGAUGAACCAAAGAAAAGCAAGAGUGAAUAAUUUUUAUACUGAGUGUUAAAUAUGUUAAUUGAAUUUAUCAAAUGAACUGAUCUUAUUUAGUAAAUUACAGAACUGUUUUGGCUUUUCUCAUCACAAAACAUGUCUUCGUUAUGUUUUAAUGACGUAAUUGUUGUCUUGUUGCCUUUCCCACAAGUGUGCCAGCAUUCCAGUGUUAAGUCAAUUGUCGCACUAAAAUAUUAAUGUCAUUCUGUUGAUGUGGCUUUCCUUUGCCUCUACAAACUUAAAUCAGUCUAGCGUCUCAGUUUCUUUGUUUGUUUUCCUUUUUGUAAAAUAAAACUUAAUAAAAGGUGAA
Thrips palmi is the source of this 1715-nucleotide messenger RNA. It is a transcript of the gene Ost48, whose product is annotated as dolichyl-diphosphooligosaccharide--protein glycosyltransferase 48 kDa subunit. Lineage: Eukaryota; Metazoa; Arthropoda; Insecta; Thysanoptera; Thripidae. The record is from RefSeq and is a predicted model, not a curated record. Gene Ontology annotation, cellular component: endoplasmic reticulum membrane; oligosaccharyltransferase complex. The transcript is spliced from 7 exons. Bases 50 to 1402 code for a protein of 450 amino acids.